UUGCAUGAAUAUUAUAUUGAGUCUUGAAGCAUUGUUGAGUCUUCUAUUUACGCUGUGCGUGUCCACAGAAGGUUUGAACUGUAUUGUCUGAGUAAGUUGCGAGUGCAGUCAUCACGAAAGAUCCAAUAUGGCAAGCGUAGAAGCAUAUUAUGUUGGUUUGGUGAAUUUUCAAAACAAAUACUUGACGGCCGAAAGUUUUGGCUUCCAAGUGAACGCGAGCGGGGUGAACUUGAAGAAGAAGCAAAUGUGGUUAGUCGAACAAGAUGGGGCUCAUAUUUUUCUGAAAAGUCAUUUGAAUCGCUACCUCACCGCAGACAAAAACGGCAAGUUAGCGGGCGAGGCAGAAGAACGCGAAGAAGACGCAAAGUUCACUGUGUCAUACCAAGCCGACGGAAAGCUUGCAUUGAAAAGUAAAUACGAUCGCUACCUCGGAGGCGAGGAAGACCAAAUCAACGCGUUUGCAACUUCUAUAGGCAAGGCUGAAUCAUGGACACUUCAGUUGGCGAUCCAUCCUCAAGUUAACUUGCUACACGUGGUCCGAAAACGCUAUGCACAUCUGGAAUCGGACGAAAUCCAAGUAUCAGAAGAUAUUCCUUGGGGCGGUGACGCUUUGAUAACACUGGAGUUCAAGCAGGGAAAAUACGCGUUGCUUUCCAGCGAUUCUCGCUACCUGAAUGCAGACGGAUCGCUGGACGCAGCCCUCACAGCCAAAGCACAGUAUUUGAUCGAGUUUCACGAAGGUAGGGUUGCAUUCCGUACCCACGAAGGCAAGUUCCUCACUUGUGUUGGCAACAAAGGAAAGAUUCAGUCCAGCAAGAAGAAUGUCGCUGGCAGAGACGAGAUAUUCGCCCUGGUUGAUAAUCAUCCGCAGUGUAUGCUUACAGCUCAGAAUGAGCGAAUGGUCUCAAUCAGACAAGGAAAUGAGGUAACCGCGAACCAACGAUUUGAAAUGACCGAUAAAGAAAUUUUCCAGAUGGAAUUUGAUCCCAAGAAAGCCGGCAAGAUUUGCAUGCUCGCAAACACCAGAGAGUACUGGGUCUCAAAUGGCGACGUCAAGGCGUCGAGUUCCGAACGUGUUGACUCGGCUUUCUUCGGAAUUGAUUGGCACGGCAGCCACGUCAGUUUCCAGGCAUCCAGCGGCAAAUACGUAACCAUUAAACCGAACGGAAAACUUUCGCCGUCUGCAGACGCGGUGGGAGAGAAAGAAAAGUUCCUGCUGCAACUCAUCAACAGGCCCCUGCUCAUAUUGCGUUGUGAACACGGCUUCGUGGGCAUGCGUGGUGCGACAACGGCACGUCUCGAAUGCAACCGAAGUUCAUACGAAGUCUUUAAGCUUCAUUUCGAGGAUGGGAGUUAUAAGCUCGAGGGAAGAAAUGGGAAAUUUGCCCAAAUCGACGGAGAGUCAAAUAUUAACCUCGCAGGUACUUCGGAAAGUUGUGCCACGUUUCAAUUCGAGUUUCGAGAGCACACGAAGAUGUGUAUAAAGGCUAACAACGGCAAAUAUCUGAAAGGAGAAAGUAAUGGUGCAUUCACAGCCAACGGUGAAAAGCCUGGAAAGAAUACCUUGUGGGAGUACUGAACGGACUGAGAACUAGUCAAAAACCGUAAUUGUGGGACUGUGUAUAGUUUCCCACGUGAGUUGAAUUAUUAAUGUGAGGAAAUUUAGCGAAAUAACAAACUGUGAGAAAUAUUAUCCUUCAAGUAGAUACCUAAUCCUAGAUAACAAAACAUUUUCACUCUUGGAAAAUUGACUAGGUUUAUACAUUAAUAAGGUUUCAGAAUUUCAAACGUCACGUGAUAGUUCCAACUACUUCACAGUGACUUUUAGCUUCUCUUUUUUGAUAAAAACAAAAUAUUAAUAAAACAAUAAACGCAAACAAUUUUACUCUUUCAGUAACUUUAAAAUUUUUUUGUAAUACCAAGAAUGAAUAUUUACAUGAAUUUAGGUAGGUUGGAAUAAAUUGAUGUUAAAUAAAAUGUUUUAAU
Messenger RNA from Dendronephthya gigantea, 1986 nucleotides. RefSeq names its product fascin-2-like. Gene Ontology annotation, biological process: establishment or maintenance of cell polarity; actin filament bundle assembly; cell migration. Gene Ontology annotation, cellular component: actin cytoskeleton; cytoplasm. The record is from RefSeq and is a predicted model, not a curated record. The coding region runs from base 128 to 1579 and encodes 483 amino acids. The transcript is spliced from 2 exons. Gene Ontology annotation, molecular function: protein-macromolecule adaptor activity; actin filament binding. NCBI's taxonomy places the organism in Eukaryota, Metazoa, Cnidaria, Anthozoa, Malacalcyonacea, Nephtheidae.